This is a messenger RNA of Paramecium octaurelia, 391 nucleotides long. The record is from the annotation of a GenBank genome assembly. NCBI's taxonomy places the organism in Eukaryota, Ciliophora, Oligohymenophorea, Peniculida, Parameciidae.
UAGUAUGAAGAAGAAAGAGCUAAAUUUGAAGAGAUCAAAUCUAAAGAUGAAAAAUAAAAGAAAAUUGAAGUAGUGAAUUGUUUUAAUUAAUAGGAGGCAUAAAAAAAGAAGACGGAAAAAUUACAAAAGGAAAAAUAAAAAUUUAUGACUCUACCUAGAGAAUAAUAAAUCAAAUUGUAAGAAAAAGAGAAGAGAGAUGAAAUCAAAAAAAAAUAUGCAAAACGAACAAUGUAUAUGUGAGAUAUUAAUUAUUAAAAUGUUAGUUGCACCCAAAAUUAACUCAAAAAGAAUAACGUUAUUAUCAAAUAACAUCAAAUCUAUUAAUUAGUUACAAAUAUUUUUAAUAUCCCGUAACUAUAAAACCAACAUGUUUAUAAUAAUAAAGCCAAGC